Aspergillus ibericus CBS 121593 is the source of this 3540-nucleotide messenger RNA. RefSeq names its product DUF747-domain-containing protein. The transcript has a single exon. Lineage: Eukaryota; Fungi; Ascomycota; Eurotiomycetes; Eurotiales; Aspergillaceae. Gene Ontology annotation, biological process: maintenance of protein localization in endoplasmic reticulum. Gene Ontology annotation, cellular component: endoplasmic reticulum membrane. The coding region runs from base 290 to 3430 and encodes 1046 amino acids. The record is from RefSeq and is a predicted model, not a curated record.
AUGCCGAUUCCUCUCGUACAUAAGGCCCUCGUCUCGCGCUCGGCGGAUUUGGAAGCUUGCGGUGUUUAUUCAGCAUGAUAUCGAACCCCCCCUAGUCGUCGGUCCGCUCGUCGCGUUGUGCAGUUAGCCUCGCUCCGGCGCUAUCCUCCGCCCUACAACCGUGUCCCCCGUCCCUCCCCAACCCCACCGCUCGAAUCCCUCGAACCCCUCGAUGACCGUGCGGAUGAUGGUCCUGAGGUCGAUCCCCAUUGCCUUGUCAUAGAAUGGUCCACGGCCACUAAAUACCAUCAUGGACGAAUUACCCGACCGUUCCCACCAGCGAGGACCGGAGACUGUCGACGUGGCAGCACCAACCGGACAGCACAUACCAGUAUCCCCCCGAAAGAUCGAGCGAGAGGGGGGUGUGAACAAUAGCAGUCAGGACUUGGAAGCCGACAAGCAGCGACGAGGGACGGCCGCAUCAUCACGUCACACGGACGAAGCGGAGGAUCGUGCCAAUGGCACCGGCCAUCUUGUGCGACGUGGAGGAUAUACAACGUCGGUCAUUACGGAUGGUCAAGAUCGGAGCGAUAAGGAGGGGGCUGUCCAUUGUAGCGCCGUCGCCAGCGAUCAUGGCCCGAAGGGGUUUCCCAGCCACCCCACGAUGAACGGCGAACAGAAAGGCGGUCAGCUUUCGCUCUCGUCAGACCAGGCCCUAGGGAUGAUCUUUGAACACUCCGUGGAGGGUACGGCCGGUGCAGAUCAUCGUAUGACACCUAGAACCUCCUUGGUGGAUGUUUUUGAAGGCUCCGAGGUUGUUUCAGCUCUCCAUCGGUGGUCGCGGGACACAUCACCUGCGAAGAACCCAGAUAAAGACCAGGAGCGGGUACAAAGGUUAUCUCCGAGCAAGAUGCAGGAACUCACAUCAUCCCCUCAGUCUAUUCCCUAUCGUGCAGCUCCCUCGGAGCCUGAGCGUGGUCGACGCGCGGUGUCAGAUGGCACGCAUGCAGCCCUCCAGUCGGAACUCGAUCUAUCUGCAACACCUUCCUUGACCGAGACGAAGCCUACCGGCGACGGCAUCCCCAAACCCCGACCCCAUAAAGACCUCUCUAUUGAUGUGCCUGUUAUCACCAGCAAGCCAUCCAUGCCGUCAUUGCGAAGUCGGCCACCGGCCUCUCGAGCCGUGUCUACUCCCAGCUCGCGCCGGCAGACCAUGCCGGCGACGAAUGAACGAUUGACGCAAACAUGGGCAUCUCGAGCAAAGCAAGAGCGUGCAUCGAUUAGCCGAGAGUCAGAUACCAAAUACCUUACACCAUCUCCACAGAUCGUCGAGCCGGCCCUACCGUCUCCUAUGCCUACAGCCAUCCCUCUUCCUCCGUUAUCGGUACCCACGUAUCUGCAACUCGAACUGGCGUCGGGUCGGCCUUCUCCAUUGUACAUCCAUCGCUCUUCAAUGAGCGACUUUCCCUACGAAUCGUCUCGAGUCAAGCUUGAGCGACUAAUGAAUUUUUUAAUGCUGCCUCCGGCGUUGGAGCGGGUGCUUUGGUUCGGUAUACUAGCUUGUCUCGAUUCCUGGCUCCAUUCGUUCACUAUACUACCUCUGCGUUUUACCAAAGCAUUGUAUAUUCUGUUGGAAUCAUGGCUUGUCAACCUCGGCGUGGAGUUUCGUUUUGUGACGGGGUUCAUUUUCAAAGGCGUCGGACGAGUGUGGCGGAGACGGCACCGAGCGUCUUCGGUGGACGAGUCUAUGAAGGGCACUGAAUCGGGACGGUCUGCCUCUGAAAAGCAGGAAAUCGGAUCGGUGGAACGAGAGGCACGGACUCGGGCCCCAGAGCCACGCAAGCGGCACCACAAACAUCGGCGGCAGAAGAGCAUCCCGUCGGCCUUGAUGCCAGAUGACAAGGCCGACAUCCUUAAGGGACUGCUCAUGAUAGCUACAUGUUGCGUGUUGAUGCGAUUCGAUGCGAGUCGAAUGUACCACUGGAUCCGAGGGCAGGCCGCGAUCAAGCUCUACGUUAUCUACAAUGUGCUGGAGGUCAGCGACCGUUUGUUCGCGGCCAUUGGACAAGAUGUGCUCGAGUGUCUGUUCUCGCGGGAGGCUCUCGAGCGUCGCCCUGAUGGACGCAGCAAAGUCUUCCGGCCGUUCGGGCUGUUUUUGCUAGCAUUGGCAUACACAGUGAUCCAUUCUACAGCGCUAUUCUAUCAGGUGAUGACGCUGAAUGUGGCGGUGAACUCGUACUCGAACGCGCUGAUCACCCUGCUGCUCUCGAACCAGUUCGUUGAGAUCAAGUCCACAGUCUUCAAGAAAUUUGAGAAAGAGAAUUUGUUCCAGCUCACCUGCGCGGAUGUCGUUGAGCGGUUCCAACUCUGGUUGAUGCUCACCAUCAUCGCGUCGCGGAACCUGGUGGAGACCGGCGCAUUCAACAUCCUUGGUAGCUUGAGCUCGAGUCUCGGAGCGUACGCAUCCACGGGAACGAACAGCACGCCUCUAUCAACUCCGCCUCGAACCUCCUCAUCCAUCCUGCCACAGGCCUUUACCAUCGUUCCGUCAUCGAUCAUUGCAUCAUUUAGCCAAGUCAACACGUAUUUGCCGACCCUGGCGCAGGUGCUUGGACCGUUCCUGGUUGUUCUGGGGUCGGAGAUGCUAGUGGACUGGCUGAAGCAUGCCUACAUUGGCAAAUUCAACAACACGCGGCCAGCCAUCUACGGACGGUUCCUGGACAUCCUGACGAAGGACUACUACACCAACGCAUUCGCAGACCAAAACUUGACCCGCCGCUUAGGACUGCCAGUGAUUCCGCUGUCUUGCCUCUUCUUCCGCGUUUCAGUCCAGACAUAUCAGAUGUUCAUAACAGCUCUGCUCCCACAACACCCGUCAUCCACAGCAAUAGAGGCUACGUCGUUGUCAGCCAUCCACCGCCAGUACGUGCCGGCUCCGAUGCCCUCGCCGCCCCCGUUGACGCUUCGCACGUUUAUCCCGACAUCCACCGCCUACGCAGGUGCGUUUUUCCGACAGGUGCUCGCCAACGCCAUGCCGUCGCCUGCCCAGUCGGUGUAUAUCUUCACCAUAGUGCUAAUUCUGACCGGCUUUGUCGUGCUGCUGAUCCUGAAGCUGCUAUUGGGCAUGGUUCUUUUGGCGUACGCGCGGUCCCGGUACAAGGCGAUGAAGCUGCGUGAGGCCGAGCAGGCCCGUCCCCCACCGACAGCGCCUACUGGUGACCCUAAUGGAGUGGCACCUCGCGGACGGGCAUUUGCAGUUGAAGGCAGCCGACGGGUGGGGGGCUGGGGCGUGGUGGAGGUCAACGACGACCACCGGCGAUGGAUCUACGCGGACGACCCGGAUGGACUCUGUCGGCUAAAGACGAAGGAAGAAAAGGACAAGAAUACCAAGGAGGACCUGAACAUGGACCAUGUACAGCGAUACGAAAUGGUGGCGAAGCGGAUUUGGUAGAUGUAUGUAUAUUCUAAUAUUAGAUUGUAAAUGCCCGACUGCACACACUGGACGGUUCUGUGCUGGUUGGUGAUGCUGCGUGCAAUGUAUUGUGCCACGCCCAACCGGUU